AAACCGUGAAUUUAAAAGAUCCCAUCUUUCAAGAAAAUGAUUUUAUACCAUGUGAAGCUUCAACUAAUGCCUCAAGUGAUACAAGCGAUAAUACUGUUAAAAGCAGCAUUGAUAUGGAUUUUGAUCUGGAAAGUCUUGUUGAUACCAUCCUAAAUGAAUUAGACGAUUAA
Molecule: messenger RNA, 170 nt
Organism: Dentiscutata erythropus
Lineage: Eukaryota; Fungi; Glomeromycota; Glomeromycetes; Diversisporales; Gigasporaceae
Source: the annotation of a GenBank genome assembly